AUGGGGCGGGAAUACGGAGAGAGCAUGAUUUUCCUCCUUGUUUUCUUGAUUAUUGGUUACUGUGAUGCAGGAUUAGAGAAGGGCCGAAUUUCUCCUGACAAUCGAUUGGCUUCUAUUGCUAAAAGACCGAAGAUAGUCGAUCGACGAUGUCCAGACGAAGAGAUUGGAUUAAUUUGCGACUCUCAAUGCUUCUCGAGUUUCGAAGAAUGCGUUGAGUCCUGCGAAACAUCAUCUUGUGAGCGAUCAUGUCUUUAUGAAUAUACUUCUUGCUAUGUUGAUUGUCCCUGCUUUGAAAAUUGUCCGAAUGGCUGUGAUGGAUGUCCGAAUUCGCUUUGCUCUUGCUCAAAUGCGGAGACAGACAAUGAUGAUUACAAGCAAUGUAUCAGUCAAUCUUCACAAAGAUUUAAUCAAUGUGUCGAGGGCUGUCCACCGGACGAAAUGUGUUUCGAUGUGUGCAUUGAAGAUUUCAAGGAUGCUUCUCGAAAGUGCCCAUGUAUGAGCGCAUGCAAGUGGGGCUGUCCGUGCAAUGAUGAUUCUACCUGUCAAGAGCAUAUUAUGAGCCUUUGUCAAAUUGAUAGUCUCAAUGAUGGAAAAGCAGCGAACUACUCUUACAUUAUUUCUGCUGAUGGUCUCUUUCAGGAGAAUCGCUAUUUUACGACGCCUCCUGCAGGAGGAUCUAAUUAUUACAACAAAGUUCCGUUUCUUCAUCGAUCGGGAUUUGCUCUAGUCAAUGGAAAGAUACUCUUUUUUGGCGGUGAAUAUGACAAGAAAAUGGUUGCUCAAUUAGACGAAUGCGAGAUUCAGCCGACGUCAAUGAGACUCAUCUACGACUACGAUUACACAUCUACUCUCGUCGUUAUCCCAAACAAUAGUGGAUCUCGCUUGUCUUCAGACGAAGUCAUCUUAUGUACAAGUAACUCUUGCCAAGAUUUUUACGAGUUUCGCAGAACAGCGACACAAAUUGCAGAUACACAAUCAUAUCAUCAACGUGGAUGCAUGGGGCUGUAUCAAGGGAAACCUUUAAUUGUCGCUGGAGGCACAGCUCGAGUAGAGCAUCUUUACUCAAGCGAAUGGGUCUAUAAAAAUAGCUACUACCAAUCAGUUUCCGAACUCUCUUGCUUGACUGUCGAGAAUGCUGUCAUCACAACUGGUGGAGUCUCGGAAAACACAAACGUUUAUAUGUUUCGAGAUGAAGAUUGGAGUGAAGUUGGUCAAUUGAUAAAUACAUAUAGAUAUGGAUCAAUGAUUGCCGUUCAAGGCGGGUUCUUGAUUUUUGACGGAGUACCCUUUUCGACGGAAAAUAGCAAUAUGAUAGAGCGAGUUGAAUGGGACGGACAACGAGUGGUUUUAACUCGAAAUCUUGCACAGCAACCAGGCAACUGCUAUCGACCGGCUCUUUUUUUGACUUCGCCUGGAACAUGCAAAAGCUUUUGCUCUGAUGAUUUUUGUUAUUUCUGA
Molecule: messenger RNA, 1458 nt
Organism: Oikopleura dioica
Lineage: Eukaryota; Metazoa; Chordata; Appendicularia; Copelata; Oikopleuridae
Source: the annotation of a GenBank genome assembly